AUGGCUGGUGGAGAGGUGUCAAUAAAAUACACUCAAUUGUUCAUAAAUAAUGAGUUUGUGGAUUCGGAGAGUGGAAAGAAAUUCACGAGCAUCAACCCGGCGGAUGAGACAGUGGUCGCGGAAGUCGCGGAAGCACGAAUGGCGGAUGUCGACAAAGCGGUAGCAGCGGCGAAGAAAGCGUUCGCUCGCGGAUCUGCAUGGCGGAGCCUUCAACCCGCGCAAAGAUCCGCGCUUCUAAACAAACUCGCGGAUUUGGUGGAGCGUCAUGUCCAGGAAAUCGCGAGUAUCAUGACGCUGGAGAACGGAAAGCCUUUUGCUCAUGCAAUGGGUGAAACUCAAAUCGCUGCGGACACUUUCCGGUACUACGCAGGGUGGAGCGACAAGAUCCAAGGCCAAACAAUUCCAACAGACGAUGGAACCUUGGUGAUGACCAGGAAGGAGCCAGUGGGAGUCGUGGGGCAAAUUACUUCCUGGAAUUUUCCGGUUUUGCUUUAUGCAAUUAAAUUGGGACCCGCUUUGGCUGCUGGAUGUCCAGUGGUUCUUAAACCAGCAGAACAGACUCCGCUGUGUAAUUUGUACCUCGCUGCGCUGACUAAAGAAGCUGGGUUUCCUCCAGGAGUUGUCAAUGUUAUUCCUGGGUUCGGUCCCACCGCGGGAGCCGCUCUGGCUGAACAUCCUGAUGUCGCUAAAAUUUCUUUCACUGGAUCUGUUGAGGUUGGGAAAUUGAUAAUGAAGGCUUCGGGAAAUAGUAAUUUGGCGGCGAGCGCUAAAAUUGAAAUUAAAUACACUCAAUUGUUUAUAAACAACGAAUUUAUUGACUCAGAAAGUGGGAAGAAAUUCCCGGUGAUAAAUCCUGCUACUGAAGAAGAAAUAGCGCAAGUUUCCGAAGGACUCGAGCUCGCUGAUUUAAUGGAACGUGACGCGCAGCAGAUAGGUCACAUCCAGACUCUGGAAAACGGGAAACCUUUCGCGCAUUCCGCUGGUGAAACUCACAUGGCCGCGGGAGUUCUCCGCUAUUAUGCAGGAUGGUGCGACAAGAUCCACGGCCAGACAAUCCCAACAGACGAUGGAAGCUUGGUGAUGACCAGGAAGGAGCCAAUGGGAGUCGCGGGGCAAAUUACUCCCUGGAAUUAUCCAGUAAUGCUUUUUGCAUUAAAACUAGGGCCCGCUUUGGCUACAGGCUGCACUUUGGUUCUUAAACCAGCGGAACAAACUCCGCUGUGUAAUUUGUACGUCGCUGCGCUGACUAAAGAAGCUGGGUUUCCUCCAGGAGUUGUCAAUGUUGUUCCUGGGUUUGGGCCCACCGCGGGAGCCGCUCUUGCUGAACAUCCUGAUGUCGCAAAAGUUGCCUUCACUGGAUCUGUUGCGGUUGGAAAGUCAAUUAUGAAAGCUUCAGGUAGCAGCAAUUUAAAGCGAGUGACUUUAGAACUCGGUGGAAAAAGUCCUUUGAUUAUCUUUGAUGACGUAGACGUUGACGAAGCAGUAAAAUUAGCUCACGACGCAAUUUUCAACUUUUCCGGUCAAAUUUGCAUCGCUGCGGCUAGAACUUAUGUUCAUUCCAAAAUUUACGACGAGUUUGUCGAAAAAUCUAAAGAAUUGGCGGUAAAGCGCAUUCUUGGCGACCCGUUUGACCCCAAAACCGAGCAAGGGCCUCAAGUUGAGAAGGAUAUGUUUGAAAAAGUUAUGGGAUAUAUCAAAACUGGGGACGUUGAAGGCGCGACUUUAGUUGCUGGAGGAAAACGUCAUGGAAAUUGCGGAUAUUUUAUUCAACCGACAAUUUUUGCGAAUGUGACUGAUGAAAUGACAAUCGCAAAAGAAGAAAUCUUUGGGCCCGUCCAAGCGAUUCUCAAGUUCGACAAAAUGGAGGAAGUGAUAGAGCGCGCGAAUAAAACAACUUACGGACUGGGAGCAGGUGUUUUAACCAAAGACAUCAACAAAGCACUCAAAUUUGCCCAAGAAAUAGAAUCAGGAACUGUCUGGGUUAAUCAAUAUGCUUCUUUGAUGCCGCAAACUCCUUUUGGAGGCUUUAAACAUGGCGCAGAGUCCUUGGAUUACUAUUUGGAGACUAAGACUAUUUCAAUUAAACUCGCAUCUUACACUAAAUUGUUUAUAAAUAAUGAAUUUGUGGAUUCGGUGAAUGGGAGGAGAUUUGCGAGUAUCAACCCGGUCGAUGAGACGGUGGUCGCGAAAGUCACGGAAGGAGACAAGGCGGAUGUCGACAAAGCGGUAGCAGCGGCGAAGAAAGCGUUCGCUCGCGGAUCUGAAUGGCGGGGCCUUCAACCCGCGCAAAGAUCCACGCUUCUGAACAAGCUUGCGGAUUUGGUGGAGCGUCAUGUCCAGGAAAUCGCGAGUAUCAUGACGCUGGAGAACGGAAAGCCUUUUGCUCAUGCAGUGGGUGAAACUCAAAUGGCUGCGGACACUUUCCGGUACUACGCAGGGUGGUGCGACAAGAUCCAAGGCCAAACAAUUCCAAUAGACGAUGGAACCUUGGUGAUGACCAGGAAGGAGCCAGUGGGAGUCGUGGGGCAAAUUACUUCCUGGAAUUUUCCAGUUUUGCUUUAUGCAAUUAAAUUGGGACCCGCUUUGGCUGCUGGAUGUCCAGUGGUUCUUAAACCAGCAGAACAGACUCCGCUGUGUAAUUUGUACCUCGCUGCGCUGACUAAAGAAGCUGGGUUUCCUCCAGGAGUUGUCAAUGUUAUUCCUGGGUUCGGUCCCACCGCAGGAGCCGCUCUGGCUGAACAUCCUGAUGUCGCUAAAAUUUCUUUCACUGGAUCUGUUGAGGUUGGGAAAUUGAUAAUGAAGGCUUCGGGAAAUAGUAAUUUGAAGCGCGUGACUUUGGAACUUGGCGGGAAGAGUCCUUUGGUUAUUUUUGAUGAUGUUAAUGUGGAUGAAGCGGUAAAAAUAGCUCACGAAGCAAUUUUCGCCAACUCCGUUCAAGUUUGUAUCGCAGCAUCCCGAACUUACGUUCACUCAAAAAUCUACGAUGAAUUUGUCGAAAAAUCUAAGGACUUGGCAUUGAAAAGAAAAGUAGGGAAUCCCUUUGUUCCGGCUACAGAGCAAGGACCUCAAGUAGAAAAAGAAAUAUUUGACCGGGCGCUCAAGUUUAUUGAAAUAGGAAAAAAAGAAGGCGCGAAAUUGGUCACUGGCGGCGAGCGCCCAACAGUUUUUGUGAAUGUAACUGAUAACAUGACGAUCGCCAAAGACGAAAUCUUCGGACCAGUUCAGUCGAUUCUCAAAUUUGACACCUUGGAAGAAGUUAUUGAGCGGGCAAACCAAACUACUUACGGUCUUGCUGCCGGUGUUUUGACCAAUGACAUCACCAAGGCUAUCAAAUUCGCUCAAGCCAUUGAAUCUGGAAGCGUCUGGGUUAAUCAUUACGCUGAUACUACUCUUCAAGCUCCUUUUGGAGGAUAUAAACAAUCUGGAAUUGGCCGUGAAUCUGGCCCAGAGGCUUUGGAUAAUUAUUUGGAAACAAAAACUAUUUCUAUUAAGCUUGCAAGUAGCUCUGUUGGAGAUAUCCAAGCAAGCGCUGCUACUUUGAGAUACUACGCUGGCUGGUGUGAUAAAAUUCAUGGCAAUACUAUUCCAUCUGACGGUGGAAAGUUUACAGUCACCCGAAAAGAACCAAUUGGAGUAGUCGGCCAAAUAAUCCCAUGGAACUACCCAAUUUUAAUGUUAGCUUGGAAAUGGGGACCUGCAUUAGCAGCAGGUUGUACAAUUGUCUUGAAACCCGCGGAGCAAACUCCAUUAACAGCUCUCUACAUUGGAUCUCUGGUGAAAGAAGCUGGAUUCCCUGCCGGGGUGAUCAAUAUCAUCCCCGGGUAUGGCCCGACUGCCGGAGCAGCCAUCUCCGAGCACUUGGACAUCCGCAAGGUGGCCUUCACCGGCUCUACGGAAGUAGGCCACAUAAUAAUGGCCGCGGCUGCUAAGAGCAAUUUGAAGCAUGUCAGCUUAGAGCUGGGUGGAAAGAGUCCCGUGGUUAUCUUCGACGACGUAGACAUUCGCCAGGCAGCACAAAUUGCCUACAACGCCUUGUUUGAUAAUCACGGACAAUCUUGCUGUGCUGGUUCCAGGACUUUUGUCCACUCCAAGAUCUAUGAUCAGUUUGUUAAGGUGGCCAAAGAGCUGGCCAUGACGAGGAAGGUUGGAGACCCUUUCAAUCCCCAGACCGUCCAGGGGCCGCAAAUUGACCAGGAAAUGUUUGACAAAGUCUUGGGGUUGAUCAAGAGUGGCAAAGAUGAAGGCGCUGUUUGCGAAUGUGGAGGCGAGCGCGAGGGUAAUGUUGGGUUCUUCAUCAAGCCUACUGUUUUUUCUAAUGUUAAAGAUGGGAUGAGAAUUGCCAAAGAAGAAAUUUUUGGACCUGUUCAGUCGAUUCUUAAGAUUAAUUGUUACGAUGCUAUCACACCACAAACUCCGUUUGGUGGGUACAAAAAAUCAGGAAUCGGUCGUGAGCUGGGUGAAGAUGGAUUAGAAGGAUACCUGGAGACCAAAACAAUUUCCAUCCGUGUUCCAGAAAUUUAA
This is a messenger RNA of Cotesia congregata, 4521 nucleotides long. NCBI's taxonomy places the organism in Eukaryota, Metazoa, Arthropoda, Insecta, Hymenoptera, Braconidae. The record is from the annotation of a GenBank genome assembly.